Molecule: messenger RNA, 1412 nt
Organism: Diorhabda carinulata
Lineage: Eukaryota; Metazoa; Arthropoda; Insecta; Coleoptera; Chrysomelidae
Gene: Csp6
Exons: 2
Coding region: 88-846 (252 amino acids)
Source: RefSeq, a predicted model, not a curated record
AGUUACAAACAAUCCUUCGUAUAGGAAAGAAGCACACUAAAAGAAUUGCACCGCAAAAGUCACGUUCGGAGUAGUUCGAUAAAAAAGAUGGUACCGUUCGUCUGCUUAUUAGUCGUAGGGUUAAGUGGGUCAGUCGUGUCGGCUCCAGUUUUAGGUCGAAGGGACCAAUAUUAUACAACCAAAUACGAUCACGUCGAUGUAGAGAUGAUUUUGAGUAAUAGAAGAUUGGUUUAUUAUUACACGGCGUGUAUACUCAAUAAAGGGCCGUGCUCGCCCGAAGGACUAGAAUUUAAAAAACUUAUACCGGACGCGUUACGAACCAAUUGCAAACGAUGUACAGAAAAACAAAAAAUCGCCACCGUUCAAGCCAUAAAAGGUUUGAUGAACAGAUACGAAACCGUCUGGGAACAACUAAAAGCCGAAUGGGACCCCGACGAUCUAUACGUAAAAAAAUUCCUCGAAACUCACGGCGACAGCGCCGCCGCCGUCGCCAAUCCGAACGUCAUUUCGAACAGAUUCGACAACGACGAUUCUUCCGAUCAAACACAAUCGUCGUCGAAUUCGACUACGACUCGAACCGAAUCAACUACGUCUGUUUACACUAAUGUAGGAAUAAAUUCGCGUCCAGUACCGGCUCUAGAUCCCGCAAUUGCGCCAUUGGCAAACUCGAUAGGAGAAAGCAUUAGAGCUACGGUAAGUUUUGGGAAUAACAUUGUUAAGAAGGUUAUUAAAGAUAUAGAAACAAUUGGUAAUACUGUUGUUACGACUGGAAAUCGUAUCGCCGGGAAUAUACGGAACGUUAUACGAGAAGCCGCAAGACCUCGAAAGAACGUUCAAAAUAUAUAAUUAUAAUUUUUCUAUUGUUAUUAAUUUUUUUUUUAUUUUUAUAUGUAUAUAUCAAUUUUUUUAAGGUAUUUACAGGAUACUAAUAAUAAAAUAUCUUGUAUUCUAGAUACUUUUUUAUUACCAACAUUAUAAAACUAAAAUAUUUGCGAAAAAAAAACUCAAUCCUUGUUAUUGGAAGUUUUAAUACUUCCCUCGUAACUAUCAUCCAACAUAAAUAGUCUCUCAAUACACUUUUGAUUUCGUCGAUAAUAUACGAGGUGUAAUCAAACAGUACUGUUUUUGAUUAACGAUAAAAUUAUUUCAACUUAUAAAUCUUCUUUUUUAAAUAAACGAAAAAUGUAUUAUUUUCGAAAAAAAAAAAACCUUCUAAAUGAGACAGAUAUAAUACGUCGUUUGCUCAUUUUGAUUCGUCUCCUAAUACCAGCACGAAAUUCAUAGUUGUCCCCCUUGAAACUAUACCUUUUUAUCUCAGAUCGAAUUUACUUUGUAUAUGAAACUUGUAUGAAAAAAAUCGAAUGUCAUAUUUUUUAAUCACACCUCGUAUGUAAAUAAAAUGUUGAAACUGA